Moneuplotes crassus is the source of this 928-nucleotide messenger RNA. The record is from the annotation of a GenBank genome assembly. NCBI's taxonomy places the organism in Eukaryota, Ciliophora, Spirotrichea, Euplotida, Euplotidae.
AUGGACUUUUGUUUCUCAAGUUCCCAAUCAAGCCUGUUUUCAGAAUCUCCUCCUCUGUUCCAGAAUGAAGCAAGUGUACAAAAUAACGAAGAGCAAAUUUCAACUUGGCUGAGACCUUCUGAUGAAUCUGCGCAAUUAACUUCGCCUACUCUGCUUAAUCAAUUUAUGGAUGAUAAGCACAAGCUUGAUUAUACGAUCUUUUCAAAAGACUAUUACGCCCAUGACUUAUUUGGAGCAAUCCCUUAUCAAGAGUCUGAACUCGAGUAUCAAGUUCAAGAAUCUCGACUAGCCACUGAAAACUUAGAUUGAACAAUCAGAAAGAAGUCUGCUCCAAUAGACUGCCAGAGGCCAGACAUCCCCAACAGGAAAAUGUUGAGGCUUGUUAAGAAGUUCUUCAACGAGUUGUUUCUGUUCCAUAACGACAAACUUAGAAACAGACGACUCACCAUGGUUCACUCCUCUGUUACUUUGGAAGCUCUCAGGCAGUUGGUCAGAGUGUACAUGCCAGAUGUUUCAGCAGAGUCUAUGGCUGAAUUUCUGUUUAAGUUCUUGAACAUACAUUCAAAAGAUUCAUGUCAGUUGGAGUCGGAUGCUGCAGGGCAAGGAUUCCGAGUGUAUCAAUGCUCGUACAAUUACAGAAGACAAGAAUUCAUACGUCUACCUGAAUGUGAAUAUUUCAGACAUCUGAUCAUAUCUUACAUGAUCCUUAAGAACACUCCUUUAUCGUCAGUGUGAAGUUUUCGGUUAGACUAUGUCUGGGAGAACCAAUUCCAUACAUCUGAAGCAAAGCUUACUAAAAUUUUGAACAAGUCAUUGUACAAGAAAGAAGAAGUUCUGGUUGAAGAGAGCCUGCAAAGAACAUAUGAAGAAUGAACUCAGCCAAGAGAAAUCAGAACGUAUUAAUAUUAGCUUUCAUCAAUAAAAUUUU